GAGUGUCAACACGAACAUUGCUGUCAGUCUUAUGUUACCUGUCGGGUAGUGUAGGUGGUAGAAAUUGGAUCGGCGAAAUCCUAACUUCUUCCUUGAAUAUGGCAGUGUCACCAAUGGCUACUAAUGUUGGAGCUGGUGGGCGCACGGUGAGUCGUGGUGCCCUGUCAGCUAGCAGACCAGUAGGCUCCGGUUCUUCUACUGUGAGACAGCGCAAGCCUGCCACCACCUCCUCAACUGCUGCCAGAACUACAGCUUCCACCGGUGGCAUGUGGCGAUUCUAUACUGACGACUCUCCUGGUAUCAAAGUAGGACCCCUGCCCGUGCUCGUUGGAUCACUAGUGUUCAUCGCUACCGUCUUCAUGCUACACAUCUGGGGCAAAUACACCCGAUCUUAGAGCAGCAGCGGCUUCCGUGAUAUCUUAUAUGUUGUGUUGCAUAAAUCACUCUAUAUUUAUUGUAGAGACGGUAUAGUCUGCUUAAUUAAUCUUUGUUGCAAUAUGUUUGCCUGAGAGGGUUAAGAGAGCUUUCAUUCCAACACGUGUGAGUCAAGCUCGGUGCUCAUGGCGUCAUUUUCAUCUCAAUUUUUUCAUUUUCAUUGUUCAAACUUAUUAUGGGUCGCGUUAUAUUUUUAUUGUAUUUUUAUUCACUUUUUUUGACUUUGUUUGGGAAGAUCUCGUGUGACAGUUUCGAUAGUAUUUUAAUCGACCUCAUCUGUUGACUAUUUUUGUGCUACUCUUCCCACUAAGGUGUAAGCAAAGAAAGCGUCGCAUACUUGAGAUACUGAGUACUAAGAAGAAGCGAAUUUCAUAAGAAAACUUUACUCGUUAC
Hyalella azteca is the source of this 828-nucleotide messenger RNA. RefSeq names its product protein transport protein Sec61 subunit beta (gene Sec61beta). The transcript has 3 exons. The coding region runs from base 99 to 395 and encodes 98 amino acids. Gene Ontology annotation, cellular component: Sec61 translocon complex. Gene Ontology annotation, biological process: intracellular protein transport. The record is from RefSeq and is a predicted model, not a curated record. NCBI's taxonomy places the organism in Eukaryota, Metazoa, Arthropoda, Malacostraca, Amphipoda, Hyalellidae.